Messenger RNA from Purpureocillium lilacinum, 1314 nucleotides. RefSeq lists its product as uncharacterized. Gene Ontology annotation, molecular function: N-acetylglucosamine-6-phosphate deacetylase activity. The record is from RefSeq and is a predicted model, not a curated record. Gene Ontology annotation, biological process: N-acetylglucosamine catabolic process. Lineage: Eukaryota; Fungi; Ascomycota; Sordariomycetes; Hypocreales; Ophiocordycipitaceae.
AUGCCUAUCGCGUUGUCACCGACGACGCAGCCGCGCAACGGCCUCACCAAGUUUACCAACUGCCGGCUCGUCAAGGGCGACCGGCUCGUCAACGAGGACCUCUGGGUCAGCUCGCAGACGGGCAAGAUCAUCCACAGCCAGGCCACCUUUUACGAUGACCUGAACCUGCCCGAUGAGACCAUCGACCUCGGCGGGCGAAUCGUCGCCCCGGGCAUGAUCGAGUGUCAGCUGAACGGCGCCUUCGGCUUCAACUUCUCCACGCUGCUCGACGACAUGUCGCAGUACGGCAAGAAGGUCAAGGACGUCAACCGGUUGAUGAUCCAGACGGGCGUCACCUCGUACAUCCCAACCAUCACCAGCCAGCGCCCGGAGCUGUAUCAAAAGGCACUUCCAUUUCUCGGCCCUUCGGGAAGCCGGCGAAUUGCAGAUGACGGAGCCGAGUCGCUGGGCGCACACUGCGAAGGACCCUUCCUCAACCCGACCAAGAACGGUGUUCACAACGUCGACGUGCUCAUCGAGGCCCAAGACUUCUCAGAUAUUGAGGCUUGCUAUGGCGCCGAGAACCUCAAGCCGCAGACGCCUGGGGGCACGAUUCCCAUCAAGAUGGUCACGGCGGCGCCGGAGCGAGGGCAGAUGAUGAAGCUCAUCCCCGAGCUGGCGUCCCGCGGCAUCAUCUACUCCAUCGGCCACUCGGAGGCGACGUACGAGGAGGCGUCGUCGGCCGUGGGUCAGGGCGCCACCAUGAUCACGCACCUCUUCAACGCCAUGCGCCCGCUGCACCACAGGAACCCGGGCAUCUUCGGCGUCCUGGGACUGGCUGAGAGCCUGCCCCGGCCCUACUUUGGCAUUAUCUCGGACGGCAUUCACCUGCACCCGACGACCAUCAAGAUUGCCUUCAACGCGCACCCGGACGGCUUCAUCCUCGUCACGGAUGCCAUGCACCUUGUCGGACUGCCCGACGGCGCUUACCCGUGGACCAACGGCGAGCAAACGUGCAACAUUGUCAAGAAGGGCUCCACGCUGCUGCUCGAGGGCUCCGACACGAUUGCGGGGAGCUCCAUUACGCUCCUCGAGUGCGUCAACAACUUCCUGCAGUGGUCUGGAACCGGCAUCCCCCAUGCCAUCAAGGCCGUGACGGCGACGCCCGCGGCCAUGCUGGGUCUCCAGGGCGUCAAGGGCACGCUCGAUGCCGACGCCGACGCCGACCUCGUCAUUUUCUCCGAGGACACGUCGAGCGGCUGCAGCCAGCUCGUCCUCGACGAGGUCUGGAAGUUUGGUACGAGGCUGUACCGCACUCCCAAGAAGGCCAUCUGA